UGCGGAUGCUGACUGCAGCACUUUGAGUAAACAAGAAUACAAGCAAACUCAAAUAAAAAGUUCCAUUCGACGGAAACUCCAGCAAUAAGGAUUCGACUGAACGUGGAAGGAAAUAAUACGAAGUACCAACUAUCAACAACUUAUGGGCAUAAGAGGUAACCGCUCUUCUCGUUCAACAUGUUCAAUGCAUUGUACAACGGCAUGUCAGCUACAUCGUAGAGAAACUAAGUGGUGAACGUGUGCUUGCACCGGGCCAGAUGGGAGCACCCUGCAGAGUUGCGAUAAGUGUCGUGAAGGAAAAAGCCAGGAGAAGCACUCGCAAGUGAAAAAGUAAUAAUAAUUUAAUUACCCACAUAAUUAGUGUUAAGAGUGUGCAAUAAAUACCGAAGGGAGAAGCGUGAGUGUCGGGGCAAAGAGUGAGCCAAAAGUCGACGCAAUCUUUUCGAGAAUGUGUGAAUGUGUGUAAAGCUGCUGCUUGUUUGGCAUGGUGCCGUUGGUUGUAAAUAGCUGAAUCGCGUGUCCUGGGGCGUGAGAAAGUGAAGUUCAAUGGCAACAAGGAGCGCCAAAUCGUUAGCAUCUUGUUGAUGGCGCUCAGAGCAAUGCUGGCCGGAGCGGAAAUAGUUCCCAAGCCGGUGACGGCGGCUACGCUAGAUCCGCUGCUGCUGGUGGCCAACUCGUCUACGGUUGUCGGAAACGCGUCAUCAGCGUACCAGUUUUAUGACGGCAAUGGGACGGGGUCAGUUUCCGACACGGCCACCGUUACGGAUCUGAUCAGCACGGCUGCCAACCGGACGACCACCGCGCUCUCCACUCCCGACGAGGACCGUUUCUUCGAGGUGGGAGUACUGUGUAUGAAAAGCUUAAUCUUCGGAUCGAUCAUCAUCGGGGCUGUGCUAGGAAAUGCACUCGUUAUCAUUUCGGUGCAUAAAAAUAGGAAACUAAGAGUAAUAACCAAUUAUUUCGUAGUAUCAUUAGCAAUGGCAGACAUCAUGGUGGCUCUCUGUGCCAUGACCUUUAACGCAUCUGUCGAACUAUCUGGAAGAUGGCUGUUCGGACCGUUCAUGUGCGACGUGUGGAACAGUCUGGACGUUUACUUUUCCACGGCCAGCAUACUACAUCUGUGCUGCAUUUCCGUCGAUCGCUACUUCGCCAUCGUGCGGCCCCUCGAAUAUCCGCUGUACAUGACGCACCGGACCGUCGGGUUCAUGCUGGCCAACGUGUGGAUGCUGCCGGCGUUGAUUUCGUUUACGCCCAUCUUCCUCGGCUGGUACACGACGGCCGAGCACCUGGAAACGCUCAAGGACAAUCCGGAAAUGUGCGUGUUCGUGGUGAACAAAGCCUACGCACUCAUCUCCAGUUCCAUCAGCUUUUGGAUACCGGGCAUCGUGAUGGUCACGAUGUACUACCGAAUCUUCAAGGAAGCUAUCCGGCAACGGAAGGCCCUCAGUCGCACCAGCUCAAACAUCCUGCUGAACAGUGUUGCCAUCAACAAUUCCAACACGCUGCACGCGAACUACCACCGCAAUCACCAUCUGCGGGCGAGCGAUUGCGAUCUGGGGAUGGACUCGAAGGACAUUCAGCACGACACGCACAGCGAAAUGAGUGAUUUGGAUAUUCCCAUCGUUCCCACGAUAGUCAACACCGACGGCAACAUCGUGAGUAACGAUGACGACUUUCUGCUUCCGUCGUCGCCACCGCGAAGGCUCAGUCGAAGUAGCAUCGAUCUGCGGGACCUGGAGUACAAGAACGAAACCAAAAUCAAACCAUCGGACAGUGUGGGUUCAAUCUUCCCGCUGCAGUACGAGAACAAUCUGCGCUACUCUGGAAGCGAACCGAUUCACGUGAAGGAAAACCAGCAGCGGAGGCCUUCCCGGAAGGAGAGCUUCAAGCAGAUAAAUUUCUUCCAACCGUUCUUCUCGAAGAACAGUCUGCUCAAGUCGUACAUCAAGGGCGGCAGCUGCAAGGGUGACAACGAUGCAAGCAAUCUUAACAAUAACAAUAGCAAUAAUCGGACGGCUUCCGAGAAGAAAUUGAACAAUAAGAACAAUGACAAUCGUUCCAAUAAUAACAUAAUCGAUCUGAUCAACGUGACGUCGUCGCUGAACAAGGACAGCACGGCGGCGGAAAAGGAAGUUAACACGCACAAACGGCACCAGAUUGCGGCCAGUGAGUCAGAUUUUCUAACCAUGAUACAGAAGCAGCGAUGUCAACGGCUGGGGCUGGGGAAAAAUAACGCCAGCUUAAAGAAAAGUAGUAACAAGGAUAGGUCGAAGGAUGAUCAACUGAUUUAUGCGCUGAGCGAUUCGGAUUUCACGGCGGCAAUCCAAGGAGACGAAUCGAUUUUGAAGAGUCUGAAGAACCUGAAGGUGUGUACUGAGAAAAAAGACGAUAUUUUCAAAAUAGUGUUGAACGGAGAUGGUGGACCAGCUGUUGCAACGGUUGGAUCUGGUUUGAAUGAUACCCCGGAUAUCCUUAUCGGUUGUUUCGAUCAUGGGUUCAACGGAACCAGACCGCUGAGCCCACCCAGCCCCAAAGAGGUUGUACCCCCCUGUGCAGAGGAAGGUGUCCUCAUCAAAUCCAUCAAUCUCAAAGUUGUGAAUAGUAGUAAUAUUACGACAAACCAAAGUAGCACAGUUAGUGAUAGUAAUCUAAGCCACGCCGAGGGUAACUUCGUAAUGGAUCUGAUAUCGGCAAUCGCGUCAGCGGGCUCGCCACCGCACUCAGCCGGAUUGCUUCCGGAAGCAAUCUCACGGGAAAACGAUCGUCGCAGAAAUUGUGAUAAACCACCACCUAGCAGUAGUCACGUUGAUAGUUUGAAACCACUGGCGACACACACGGAUUCUGGCAGUCCGUUGAAUGUGCUGAGUGAAGCUUCCACCAUAUCUCUUGAUCUAGUGGCGAUGAGUCCGAGCACAAAACUACAAGUUCCUAACGCUGCCGGGAGCGUCGGUUUGCAGCCGUCCGAUGGUCCGGCAAUUGAAGACAGCAUCAACCCGGUUGACCAUCCCGUUGAUCCGUUGGGUCAAGUGGUAAACAACCCCGACAUCAUAAUCGAAAACAUCCGAAACGAUAGUUUAAACAAUCAGCAUCAACAGCAGCACAUUGCAGUGGCGAGGGCCACUACGACGACCAUAUCGACAACGACGACGGGUGCACCAGCUAUGCGACCACCAUCGAUAAUGACUCCGUCGCCGAUCCACCACCCGGGCCUGCAGCGCAAACGACAAUCGUCCACCGUCACGUACAAUAUUAACGUGAUUAACUUUAGCGAUAAUCCCGACGAUGACAGCAGUUAUCAGAUGAAUAAUCGGAGCAGUGACCAGAGGACGGGUGGUGGUGGUGGGAUGGCGUCCGGUGCCGGUGGGAGAUCAAACAGUUCAACGAACUCGAGCCUGAAGCAGCACACCCGCCGUGGCGCCAUCUGCAUAGUGAUAAACAACGAAAAUGUGGUCCACGCCACCGACACGGACACGGACUGCGACGAGCACGAUGAUGCCGCGGGCCACGGAGCUGACCCGCAGCUAUCGUCUCCGUGCGGCUGUGCAACGCACGACGAUGGGUCCGGUGCGGCCAGCUGUCGGCACAGCAAGUUCCGCAAGAUCAAGUGCCUCUGGAACCAUUUUAGGCGCCACGGUCUGCUGAGGCGCGGUCCUCCGGCGAGACGCCGCAACGAACCGUGUGACGGUGGUGUUGCGCGGGGCAGGCGGCCCUCCAUGGCUCGGCUCACGGUCCCGACCGGCAUCGGUGGCCGCUUCGGCAGUCGCUGUAGCAGUUUUGGUGGUGGGGAAGGUGGCACCUCGACCCGGCAAACGAAAGGCUGGCGAGCGGAGCACAAAGCUGCCCGGACGCUUGGAAUCAUCAUGGGAGUGUUCCUGCUCUGCUGGCUGCCGUUUUUCCUCUGGUACGUCAUAACGACGCUGUGCGGGGAGGAGUCGUGCCCCUGCCCGGACGUGGUCAUCACGCUGCUAUUCUGGAUCGGCUACUUCAACUCGACGCUAAAUCCGCUCAUUUAUGCCUACUUCAACCGGGACUUCCGGGAAGCGUUCCGGAACACGCUGCAAUCGCUACUGCCCUGCUUCGGCAAGAAGGACCCCUUCGAUGGCCACAGCGCUUACUAUGUGUAGUAUUAAGGGUACCCUGGACCCCCGAAUCCCGUUCCCACCUUAGGUCGAAGAAAUCACAUCAAAGUGUGUUCAAAGCAGCAACAAAUGCUACCAUGUUAUAAGCAAACGGCGCUCUAUGUAACUCGUUGUUGGUAGUUAGUGAGGUAAGAAGAUUGUUCUAAUGCGUGUCGAAACCGAAACUGUUUGACGUUAGUGUCCUCUAAUGGGUUAUGUUCCAUCCAUGGUGUCGAAAUUUAUGUGGAACAAAAAAAAUACGGGUGUCAUUUAGUGAGUGAGUUAGCGGAACAACGGACCGAAUGAAUCAAACUGCAAUAGAAAAUCAAACAAAAAUAAAUGUCCUAGAGAUCAAGUACCAUAGAACCAGUGCACACACACCCAACAUAAACUGUGGCUAAAUUUAGGAAACAUAACACACCACGUAACCUGCAAGUGCUCCUCUAAGAUAAGAUUUGAAAGUGUCUAUCGGCUUGAGUGUUACGCACGCUCCCACUCCUGGGAAAGAAUCAUGUCGUCAUGGAAGUUUAGUUCAGCUGAUUGAUUUAGGUUUUGUAAAUGAAUUGUAACUCGUAUAAGCAUCUUUCACUGGAAACUUGUUGAAUGUAGCAAUAAAUAGUUGUUAUUUAUAAAGAGAAUGCGAACCAUCAGGAGAACCUGUUUUGUAGCUAAAACUGAAUAAAUCCCAAAUGGAACUUAGUUGUGCUCUAGCUCAUAAGUACCGAGGUCAUGAUUGGGAGAAAGAGUAGUAAAUUUGAAUGGCGUGAUCACUCGUAAUAUAUUUUGUUGAUUUCAAAAUUAUCUGGAUGAUAUUUUGUUAAAAGAUGUUGAACCUAGAAACAUAUUUACAAUCUAAUAGUCGUUCAGAGCUAGAGAAACGUAUUUCUGACAAUCCUGAGACGUUCAAAUCUGUAUUAUAGAAGAUUUACAUACACAUGCGUUGAAGCUUUACUUCUGUUGUUUUAAAUAAAGACGCUCGUUUUAUUUUAUCGUCAGAGUCUUUUUAUUAGUUAAUGCCACCUGAAUGUAAUUUGAGUGAGAUGUAGACAAAGUAUGAUGUUGAAAUAAAGAAAAUCACAGAAAUGUUAGGAUUUGUUAACCUGACACAACUGAAGAGCAAAUAGAACAUGAUAAUAAAGACUGUCAAUAAAUGGAA
Messenger RNA from Armigeres subalbatus, 5274 nucleotides. RefSeq lists its product as uncharacterized. Gene Ontology annotation, molecular function: octopamine receptor activity. The coding region runs from base 585 to 4124 and encodes 1179 amino acids. Gene Ontology annotation, cellular component: plasma membrane. Lineage: Eukaryota; Metazoa; Arthropoda; Insecta; Diptera; Culicidae. The record is from RefSeq and is a predicted model, not a curated record. Gene Ontology annotation, biological process: adenylate cyclase-activating adrenergic receptor signaling pathway. The transcript is spliced from 12 exons.